AUGGAUCAGUGUGAGGACAGAGAGGAGGGAGUCCCUCCCUCUAAAACCACUCUGUGUGGGGAAGCUGAGAGCCAGAGCCACGCUCAGAGGUGAGAUCAACUGACAUGUAAACAUCAACCAGAACCAGAACCCAGCUGUGUGUCCUUAAAGAGCGACAGGUCAAGGACUCCUCCUCUUGACUUCGAAUCUUCUGGACCUCCAUCAUCAGAGAGAGUCGACCAGCAGAACUCAGAGGUUCCCAGAGGUCCGUCUGCCCGGCAGCAUCAAACCCAGCUGGACUCCAUAUUUAUGCUGCUGGAGGACAACAUUGUCACUUUUGUGAAGAAGGAACUGAAGAAGAUCCAGAAGGUUCUGAGUCCAGGUGACCCAGACUGCUCAGAGAGUCAGAGAGAUGAUGAGGAGGUGUUGGAAGGUGAGGAUGAAGAGCAGAGGAGGAGCAGCAGAGAGGCACUGAGGAAGAUCACUCUGAACUUCCUGAGGAGGAUGAAGCAGGAGGAGCUGGCUGACCGUCUGCAGAGCAAAAAUCCUUCUGCAGUUCAACAUCAACUAAAAUCUGGUCUGAAGGAGAAGUUCCAGUGUGUGUUUGAGGGGAUCGCUAAAGCAGGAAGUCCAACCCUUCUGAACCAGAUCUACACAGAGCUCUACAUCACAGAGGGAGGGACUGGAGAGGUCAAUGAUGAACAUGAAGUCAGACAGAUUGAAACAGCAUCCAGGAAACCACACAGACCAGAAACAACCAUUAGACAAGAAGACAUCUUUAAAGUCCCACCUGGAAGAGAUCAACCAAUCAGAACAGUGAUGACAAAGGGAGUGGCUGGCAUUGGGAAAACAGUCUUAACCCAGAAGUUCACUCUGGACUGGGCUGAAGACAAAGCCCACCAGAACAUCCACUUCAUGUUUCCAUUCACCUUCAGAGAGCUGAAUGUGCUGAAAGAGAAAAAGUUCAGCUUGGUGGACCUUGUUCAUCACUUCUUUACUGAAACCAAAGGAAUCUGCAGCUUUGAACACUUCCAGGUUCUGUUCAUCUUUGAUGGUCUGGAUGAGAGUCGACUUCCUCUGGACUUCCAGAACCAGGAGAUCCUGACUGAUGCUACAGAGUCCACCACAGUGGAUGUUCUGCUGACAAACCUCAUCAGGGGGAAACUGUUUCCCUCUGCUCGCCUCUGGAUAACCACACGACCUGCAGCAGCCAAUCAGAUCCCUCCUGAGUGUGUUGGCAUGGUGACAGAGGUCAGAGGGUUCACUGACCCACAGAAGGAGGAGUACUUCAGGAAGAGAUUCAGAGAUAAGGAGCAGGCCAGGAGGAUCAUCUCCCAGAUGAAGACAUCAAGAAGCCUCCACAUCAUGUGCCACAUCCCAGUCUUCUGCUGGAUCACUGCUACGGUUCUGGAGGACGUGUUGGAGACCAGAGAGGGAGGAGAGCUGCCCAGCACCCUGACUGAGAUGUACAUCCACUUCCUGGUGGUUCAGACCAAAGUGAAGAAGGUCAAGUAUGAUGGAGGAGCUGAAACAGAUCCACACUGGAGUCCAGAGAGCAGGAAGAUGAUUGAUUCUUUGGGAAAACUGGCUUUUGAUCAGCUGCAGAAAGGAAACCUGAUCUUCUAUGAAUCAGACCUGACAGAGUGUGGCAUCGAUAUCAGAGCAGCCUUAGUGUACUCAGGAGUGUUCACACAGAUCUUUAGAGAGGAGAGAGGGCUGUACCAGGACAAGGUGUUCUGCUUCAUCCAUCUGAGUGUUCAGGAGUUUCUGGCUGCUCUUCAUGUUCAUCAGACCUUCAUCAACUCUGGUGUCAAUCUGAUGAAAGAAACUCAAACGUCUAAGGAGUCCUCAGACCCUAAACCAAAGUCUUUUCACCAGACAGCUGUUGAUCAGGCCUUACAGAGUCCAAAUGGACACCUGGACUUGUUCAUCCGGUUCCUCCUGGGACUUUCACUGCAGACCAAUCAGAGACUCCUACAAGGUCUGCUGACACAGACAGGAUGUAGCUUACAGACCAAUCAGGAAACAGUUCAGCACAUCAAGGAGCAGAUCAGUGAGAAUGUAUCUGCAGAGAAAAGCAUCAAUCUGUUCCACUGUCUGAAUGAACUGAAGGACCGUUCUCUAGUGGAGGAGAUCCAACAGUCUCUGAGAUCAGGACGUCUCUCCACAGAUAAACUGUCUCCUGCUCAGUGGUCAGCUCUGAUCUUCAUCUUAGUGUCAUCAGCAGAAGAUCUGGAUGUGUUUGACCUGAAGAAAUACUCUCCUUCAGAGGAGGUUCUCCUGAGGCUGCUGCCAGUGGUUAAAGCCUCCAACAAAGCUCUACUGAGUGGCUGUAACCUCUCAGAGAGAAGCUGUGAAGCUCUGUCCUCAGUUCUCAGCUCUCAGUCCUCCAGUCUCAGAGAACUGGACCUGAGUAACAACAACCUGCAGGAUUCAGGAGUGAAGCUUCUCUCUGCUGGACUGGAGAGUCCAAACUGCAGACUGGAAACUCUCAGCUUGUCAGGCUGUCUGGUCUCAGAGGAAGGCUGUGCUUCUCUGGUAUCAGCGCUGAGCUCCAACCCCUCCCAUCUGAAAGAGUUGGACCUGAGCUACAAUCAUCCAGGAGACUCAGGAGUGAAGCUGCUUUCGGCUGGACUGAAGGAUCCACACUGGAGACUGGAAGCUCUCAGACUGGGUGGCUGUAACCUCUCAGAGAGAAGCUGUGAAGCUCUGUCCUCAGUUCUCAGCUCCCAGUCCUCCAGUCUCAGAGAACUGGACCUGAGUAACAACAACCUGCAGGAUUCAGGAGUGAAGCUUCUCUCUGCUGGAAUGGAGAGUCCAAACUGCAGACUGGAAACUCUCAGACUGAGUGGCUGUAACAUCUCAGAGAGAAGCUGUGAAGCUCUGUCCUCAGUUCUCAGCUCCCAGUCCUCCAGUCUCAGAGAACUGGACCUGAGUAACAACAACCUGCAGGAUUCAGGAGUGAAGCUUCUCUCUGCUGGACUGGAGAGUCCAAACUGCAGACUGGAAACUCUCAGCUUGUCAGGCUGUCUGGUCUCAGAGGAAGGCUGUGCUUCAAUGAUCUCUGCUCUGAACUCCAACCACUCCCAUCUUAAAGAGUUGGACUUGAGCUACAAUCAUCCAGGAGACUCAGGAGUGAAGCUGCUGUCGGCUGGACUGAAGGAUCCACGCUGGAGACUGGAAGCUCUUAGGUAUGGAGGAAUAAAGGUAUAGAGGUACUUUAUGACAAAGUUUGAACUGAUUUUACAGAUCAUAAAUCAAAGCUCUUCAAUUAAAUCCCAUCUAUCCCUCUCCUACUCCUCUUAUCACGUGCAGUUAGAAUAAUUGUAGUUUAUUUAAAUAAAUCUAAAGGUUAAUUAGGAAUAGUUUAAUGCAGCGUCCCACAGUGGGAAGAUUCAAAAUGAUGAUGCAAAUCCUGGCAGGCUCAGCAUGAUGCUCUCGUAGUGGAUAUUAAUAAUUAUCAAUUAAGUAAGCACACCAAUCAUUUUUAAUCAAGAGAAAAGAUGCAUCUUUGUCUUUGAAUGUUAUUUAAUUCAAAGGCGAGAAACGUCUGAAUGUUUCUGUCCCCUAAUGUCUCCUAAAUGCUGAUAACCCAGGGUCCAGACCAGGAAGCAGAGCCAUAGUUUAACACUCCUCUCUGCAGCUUCUGU
This is a messenger RNA of Fundulus heteroclitus (mummichog), 3629 nucleotides long. RefSeq names its product NACHT, LRR and PYD domains-containing protein 12-like. The transcript is spliced from 10 exons. Gene Ontology annotation, molecular function: protein binding. NCBI's taxonomy places the organism in Eukaryota, Metazoa, Chordata, Actinopteri, Cyprinodontiformes, Fundulidae. The record is from RefSeq and is a predicted model, not a curated record.